GUUCAUACGUGUAUUAUUAAUUUUUUAAGCAGCUGCGAAUACAUCGCGAGCUACAUGGACAUAUCAGGCAUAGGCUUAGCCAAGUCGGGGUAAGAUGGCGGCGCAGUUCGAGUACGACGAAUCGGGUGGAACAUCCCUUUAUUUUCUGGUCUCUUUCUACGCUUUAGUUCUCUUCCCAGUCACUUACUACCUAUGGCCUUCAAAACAAAGGAAAGAUGACCCAGAGAAGUUGAAGUCACAAUGCCAGUGUGAUCCUUGUGAAGAGAAGAGAGACAGACUACAAGCCAAAAAGCCAACUCAGAAACUACGUCAUGCACUCAAGUGGAUUUUUCUGGCUGGUGCUUGGGUUUUAUUCAUAUACCUGGCUUUCAAGGCAUCUCAAGUAGAGAGAGAUCACAUUGAGUAUGAUCCCUAUGAUAUCCUUGAACUGGAUAGAGGUGCAUCUGUAGCAGAAAUUAAGAGGAAGUACCGUCUUCUAACCAAGACUAAACAUCCAGACAAAGGAGGAGAUCCAGUGGAAUUCAUCAAGAUAGCCAAAGCCUACGCUGCAUUAACUAAUGAUGAAUCUAGAGAGAACUGGGAAAAAUAUGGAAACCCCGAUGGACCAACAGCUACAAGUUUUGGUAUUGCCUUACCUGCAUGGAUUGUGGAUCAGAACAAUUCAAUUCUGGUUCUUGGUAUAUAUGGGCUGGCCUUCAUGGUGAUUCUACCAAUUGCCGUGGGCACCUGGUGGUAUCGCUCCAUUCGUUACAGCGCCGUGGAGGUCCUCCUGGAAACUUCUCAGCUCUACCUGUGGUUCAUCAACAAGACACCUUGCCUUAAUCUGAAACGUGCUUUAAUGAUUCUGUCAGCAUCCUGUGAGUUUGACCAGAGACACAAUACUGAGAUAGUGAUCCGGCCCAGUGACGACGAAGAAUUGCCUCCGCUGAUGCGAGAGUUCGACAGUGAGUCUGGCAAGAAGAGCAAAGAGAGGCCUUUCAUCUUCCCGUACAGUCGUAAGGCUCGCAUCCUACUCUAUGCUCAUCUGGCCAGGACGGAUCUUCCGUCUGACACCCUGGAAUUUGAUAAGAGAUACAUUGUCUCCAAGUGUCCUCAGCUGAUCCAGGAGAUGGUCAACACGGCAUCGCAGCUUGUCACUCUGAAAAACUACGGCAGAGUGGCUAAGGAGCCUCGUUUGGAGUCAAUAGAGUUUAUCAUGCGUCAGAGCCCCAUGCUCAUUCAAGCAUGCUGGGAUAAGUCACCCUUACAGCAGUUGCCUCACUUCACAGAGGAUACCUUGAGGAAAAAGCGCCACAUAAAGACUCUUGCCCAGUUUGCUAAGAUGAAGGAUGUGGAUCGAAGGAAUAUACUGCGCCACCUUCAUGAGAAGCAAUACCAAGAUGUUAUCAAUGUCUUGAAGACACUGCCUAAAUUGGAGGCUGAUGUGGAACUAGAAGUUCUUGCUGAUGAAGACAAGAAAACCAUCACAGCAGGCUCCCUGGUGACAGCAACUGUCACUUUAAGAAGAGGUACUUUCCAGGUCCAGGAACAAGAAUCCAAUGGUGCAGUAGAGGCCAUAGAGGAAGCCAAAGAGACUCAAGAAGAUGAUAAGACUGAUUCUCCGCACACACACAAACCCAAGACCCAUGUCUGGGAAAAGCACCGCAAGAAGAAAGGCAAAAGUGGAGGGGGCGGAGCCAAGCACAAGCCAAACAAGAAGGCAGCCGCCAAGAAGGCUGCUGCAGCGAAGGCAGCAUCAGGCAAGGGAGCCAAGGACUCACCGCAGCAUAACGGCAAGGAGACAGCCAACCACAUCAGCAACGACACCAAAGGGGCAGUCCAGGAAAUAGUCCCUAGCAAAGGAGAUUCUGGAGACAGUGGCAGUGAAUCUGAACAGGAAGACACCAGUAAACACUCAGCCAGCGAGGACAACAGGAGUAGUGAUGGAGGUGAGCAGGAGGAGGAAGAGGAAGAUGAAUGGGAGAGGUUACAGUCAGGAAUCACUCGCAAAGAAAAGGUCCUAGAAGGAUCCUCUAAGGUGUCUCAUGAGGUCCAUGCUCCUUACUACCCUGAGGUGAAGCAGGAGUGGUGGUGGAUUUAUCUUGCUGACAGGAAGACACAUCACAUCAUCACACCGCCUCAGAUGGUCUAUGAUCUAGUGGAUGAGAAAGAUGUGGAGUUGAAAUUCCCAGCACCCCGUAAAGGUCGAUAUCAGUACCAACUAUGCGUACGUUCCGACUGUUAUCUUGAUGUAGAUUACAUCAAAACAGUCAAGGUUGAUGUGCAGGAGGCCAAGAAGAUGGAGGAGACCCAUCCCCAGUGGGACAUCUCAGACGAUGAAGAGAAAGAGGAGGAAGGAGACAGUGAUGUCUCUGACUACACCACCGACGAUGAGGGAAGUGAUGAGGAAUAGGUAGAAGCCAUACAGUACAGGGAGGGAUGAAUGGAAUCCAUGAAGUAAAGGGAGGGGCAUCUCUUAGCAUCAAGCACACGAAAGUAAAGUUUGAUUUGGUUUUUCUUUAGGGGUAUGAAUUAUUUGUAUAUUUUAGUUGUAGUUUUGCAAGUAGUUGAAUAAUGGACUAGGUAGGCAGCUGAUAGAGUUCUGACCUAGGCUGAACCAAAAGAUAAGUUGCUAUGGAAGCAAUCUCUGGUCCUUGGUUUUGUCGAUUGAUUCUGAACCAGGAAAGAUGCUGGAGCAACAAAAUUGCUUUUAAUGGGAAGUACAUUGAAAAUGUUGCCCAGACACUGAGCAAUUAGCACACGCCUUGUCUGCGUUGGGCGUCACGGUUCUCAGAAUGAUAUUUUUAGACUUUUUCUCAGUAACGCAUUCUGUUCCUCCCAGAGGCAGAGCCACCUUGAUCUCUGUCAGUGCACCCUUAAAUGUGCUGUCUAUUAACAUAAUAAACCUUGAUGGAUUUCAUGUGCCUAUUACCACCUGCACACACACAGGCCUAGACUGCCAUUAAUUCUUUAGAAAGGCACUAGAUUUUGGGCUCGAUAGACGUUCUUACUCUUCUUUGAGUCGCCAUAUUCUGGCUAAAACUGCCCAGCCAUGCCAGUAAUAGAGUUCAUCACAAAUCACCAUAAAUCAAUUGCAAGUCAUAGUCUCAUUUCAAGCUGCUCAACUGGAGUGUUUAAAGGGGCAUUACUUCACCAUGGUCCUGCAUGUUUACCCGUGACUGGAUGUGGGCAUUAUCUGGUGAUUGACUCUGGGCAGACUUGUGCUGGAAUCAACAUACGCAAAGCAGCAAAUCUUUCGUCACUGUACCCCUGAAUGGUCUCUUAACUUCUUGAUCAUUGUGGAGAAUUAAAGGGAAUCUCAUGUUGAUGCUGUCAGCAUGCCACUUUUAAUUUUUGAGCCACUCAAAAAUUUCCGAGCCUCAACCAAAAACAAUAGUAUUUAUGCUGCCUUGAUUUUCGUACUGGCAAAAAGAUGAUUGACAUUUGUACAUAUGACUUGAUAAUAUCUGAAUAAGUAUUGUAAAAAACUAAAUUUAAAAUUACAAACUGGAAAUGUCAAUGCGAGUUUCAUAUGUGUUUUUUCAGCUUGCUGGUUGUGCAAGGAAAGGUACUGUGAUAUAAACAUCCAAAUUUUGUGACAGGUUCCGGUAUUAUUCAGAUUCAAUUUUAUUUUAUUGCUGGGAUUAUUUCGAGAAACGUUCUUCAAAUUUUGAGUUUGAUUCAAUGGCAUUUUGCCAAUGAGUAUCAAGCAGUUUUGCUUGAAUGUGUAUGUAUGUGCACUUGUCAUUGGAAGAAUUUCUGUUAAGUAUUUUGUCUUGAGUUCACUAAUUUUUAUUGUGUUGAAUUGAUGAAAAUUGAAGCCCUGUUUAGUGAGUUUUGUUCAUGUUGAUGUAACUUCAAUCCAACUCACAUCAAACCAUCUUGACUCAAUCUGUGCCCUUGCUUCUACAGUAUUUGUGAGUUUGUUACUUCACUGGAACUAGUCUGGAUUCCUAAAUCUUCCUACUGUUCUUAUUUCCCUCCUUUGUUUCCUCUCGCAGAAAUAUAUAAGCCUAUGUGUCUUGGAUUUUAAUUUUUAUCGAUUCCACUGUGCAAUCGAUUCUGUAAAUGAUUGUGUUUAGCAACUUAGUAUGGAUUCCUUCCAAUUCAUAUCUUGACUUGAACGAAGACUAUCAAACUUCCUGUAAAUUACGCCCUUUGUUAAUGGGUUUUUUUUGGGGGGGGGCUACGUUGAUAUGCUUGAUUAACAAUAUAACAUCAACCUCAGAUAGUAACGUCCUCGGUCAAGAUUAUGCAGGACCUAACCCCCAUUACUUGUACUGUGGGCUUGAUAGUGUCCCAGUUUUGAGUGUAAUAAGUGCACUAUUGGCUCCCGCAGUGUUGGAUUUUAAUAGAUCCAGGGAUCUGAACAAGAACAUGAGGAAAUCAUACAGUUGUUAAUGCUAGCCAAAGGCAGAAUUUAGAAUGUGUGCAUUUAUUUCCUAUACACUACUUUUAGUGUAAUAUACUUCUGCUACUUUCACAAGAAUCGUUUUUGCUUGUUUAGCGUUCACAGUGUGCUUCUAGGUCUUCAAUUUCAAGUCUACUUUCUGAGGAGAAUCAUGGUAGUUGGUUCAAAGUAGUAUUAAAACCCUUUGAUAUAUUUUUGCAGGAUAUACAGGUGACAUUUCUGUGCCAUUUAGCUUCUAAUGAAAUGAACAAUAAUUAAUUAUCAAGCAAGCUUCCCAGCAAAUAUUCUGCAUAUUUGGUGGUACCUAUACAACUGCCAAUUAAAGGUGGUCAUUUUCAUGAAUGAAAUUA
Messenger RNA from Acanthaster planci (crown-of-thorns starfish), 4740 nucleotides. RefSeq names its product translocation protein SEC63 homolog. Gene Ontology annotation, molecular function: transmembrane protein transporter activity; RNA binding. The record is from RefSeq and is a predicted model, not a curated record. Gene Ontology annotation, biological process: SRP-dependent cotranslational protein targeting to membrane; post-translational protein targeting to endoplasmic reticulum membrane. Lineage: Eukaryota; Metazoa; Echinodermata; Asteroidea; Valvatida; Acanthasteridae. Gene Ontology annotation, cellular component: Sec62/Sec63 complex.